Messenger RNA from Meloidogyne enterolobii, 2121 nucleotides. NCBI's taxonomy places the organism in Eukaryota, Metazoa, Nematoda, Chromadorea, Rhabditida, Meloidogynidae. The record is from the annotation of a GenBank genome assembly.
AUGAAAAUAAAAAAGAAGAAACGGAGCUGGGCAGCUUCAUUUGUUCCAAAAAAGAAUAGCUUUAAUAAUAAUAUUGAGGUUAAAACACAAGAAAAAGGAAAGGAAGGAGGAGAAGAAAAAUUAUUAAAGAAUAAUAAUAGAAGAAAACCUUUAGGACCUAGCCUUUCGUGGGAUCCUCAACAACAAAGACAAAUAAAAGAACAAAGAUCAGUCAUUUCAUCUCCCGGAAGCCAAACUUCACGGUCACGAAUUCAUUCAGACGGAAGUACUAAAAAGCCUUCAAUAUUGAGCAGAGAAAAUCUUUGGCCUUUUUCUUCUUUAGGCAAAUCUUCCCUUAAUUCUUCUGAAGAGAAAAAAGAAAAUAUUAAAAAACAAUUUUAUCCACAAAAGAAAAUAUCCACAGCUACAUUACUUGGAAAAAAGAGGAAAAAGAGCAGUUCUGUUGUUUUUUGUAAAAGAGGAAAUCGUUCAAAUUCAUUGAGUGCAUUAAGUGGCGAUUUAUUACCAAUUGAAGAUGGCGUUAAUAAAACUGCUUUAGAAUUAAAUUGGUUGGUUUUUGGGUUAAAAACAAGGGAAUUGGGGAAUGUUUGGAUUUGUUUUGUUGAUGUUUUGCUUCUUUAUGUUCAGAUUGUUUUUGUCCUUCACUGUGCUCUUCUUGCCGAAUAUAGAACUAGCGGUUUACGUGCUGAAAUUGAGUGUGCCGUUAAGCGUUUAGCAGCCCGUCUCACUUUCAGUGGAUCUCCUGCCCGUGCAAGGCGUAUGUUUGCAGAUCAUCAUCACCACCAACAACAACAAAGAGAGAAGAAAACUUUAGAAGAAAACGAAAGGCAAAUGGAAAUGCUUCGCCGUCAAAUGGGCACUCCUGAUAUUGUGGUAUCCUCUUGUAAUUCUGAAGGAACACCUGAAAGUGCAGACGAAGGUUUUUGGGCUAAUCCUUCACCUCAACAUUUGGAAGGUUCAAAUUGCGGGAAUGACCGUUGGAAUACUUUAAAUAAUCAAGAAUUAACAACAAUAACUAGUGGUAUUCCUUCAUCCCUAUCUUCAACAAAUUCCCCACAACAUUCGGGAGGAGGAGAUUUAUUAAUACAAGACAGAAGAAUUGUUAAAAAUGAUGGAGGAAAUAUAAUUCAAAUGGAUACUUUAAAACCUCCCGGAUUUCCUUUUGGAAUUCCUCUACUUUCAAAUUCUUCUCCUUCAAAUUCUUCUUCAUUUUCUCCUUGUUAUACUAGUAAUUGUUCUUCAAUAGAUAAUGGAGGAUUAAAUCAAUGUUCUUCCCCUCCACGUAGCAAUAGUGUUGAUUUAAGUCAAUUGAGAAGAGAUAUUGAAUUAUGGAGUGUUAGUAGUUUAAGUAGUGCAGAAGCUGGAUCUUCUACUGGAGAAAGGACUGCGGGAAUUUCCACUCCAGGGGGUGACUCUAUUCGAACAGUUCGUUCACGUUCUUUUGAUCCGAGUGGUUCGCCUGAUUGUGUUUUAAGACGUCCAAGUCGAAUAGAGCAUUUAUCUGAAAUAUUUAGAAAGGCUUUGGCUAAAUCUCCAGUCGUUAAAAGAGCAGCGGCUUUACAAGAACAAGAACAAAAACGGGCAACAAAACACCGUACAAGUCGUUAUUGGUUAGAAGAACAAAUAAAUUCAUCAGAACAUAUUUGGUUACCUUCUUGUUCAAUUUCUUCAUCAACAAAUAUAGAUACAGAAUGUUAUUUAGGGGAAACAGAUUGUGGAAGAAUAGGGGAAAAGAGAAGAUGUGCUGCUUGCCAUAUUGUUGCACAUACUGCUUGUUUUCCUUUAUUGGCGAAGAUGAAUUUAAACUGUAAAAGUACAUAUCGAGAUUCCCAAACAAAUCGCCGUCAACAUUGUAGGGAUGGUCAAGAUUCCCUUUACAAACAUCAUUGGGUACAUAGAUGGAGAUUGGAAGGGAGGUGUUUUCAUUGUGGAAAGUCUUUUCAGCAAAAAAUGUUUAGAGAAAAGGUAAUGACCAGUGCUUCGAAAUUUCAAAUUUGCUCGUACUCGUACUCGUACUUCGUACCACCUCUUUUUUUGGCCUCGUACUCGUACUCGUACCUCGUACCACCCCCAUUUUUUUGCUCGUACUCGUACUCGUACCUCGUACCAGCCUUAUUUUAG